CCAUUUUGAAAUGGGUUAAUAUUUUUGGGGAGGAAUGGACUAGCGACUAAUUUUUAGGUAAUCGAAAUCAAAUAUACUGUGUGACUGUUUCUUUUACUGACUGUCGGCUACAGCAGAAUCAGUAGUAAACUGUUUUGGAGGAAAGCAAGACAACGACGAAGCGUGCGACGACUGAGCCGCCCUACCGCCGCUUCCGUAACCGUAUCGCUUGAGCGGAGCUGUUGGUGUAUUAAUGGCUUCAGCUUCAGCUGCAACAGCAGCUUCUUCUUUGAAGAGAACUAAUUCAUCGACUUCGAGCGAAGGGGAUGAGCUCAUCAUUACGCCCCUCGGCGCCGGCAACGAAGUUGGCCGCUCCUGCGUUUACAUGUCCUUCAAGGGGAAAACUGUUAUGUUCGACUGCGGCAUUCAUCCAGCUUUCUCAGGAAUGGCUGCAUUGCCCUACUUCGACGAGAUUGAUCCUUCUGCCAUCGAUCUUCUUCUCGUUACUCACUUUCACUUGGACCAUGCUGCUUCACUUCCAUAUUUUCUGGAAAAGACAACGUUUAAAGGACGGGUUUUUUAUGACUCAUGCUACUAAGGCCAUUUACAAGUUGCUGCUAUCAGAUUAUGUUAAAGUUAGCAAGGUCUCAGUUGAGGAUAUGCUAUAUGAUGAACAAGACAUUCUUCGCUCCAUGGAUAAAAUUGAGGUUAUUGACUUCCAUCAGACUCUGGAGGUUAACGGGAUCCGUUUCUGGUGUUAUACUGCUGGUCAUGUGCUUGGUGCUGCCAUGUUUAUGGUUGACAUAGCUGGUGUUCGUGUCCUCUACACUGGAGAUUAUUCGC
Molecule: messenger RNA, 822 nt
Organism: Salvia miltiorrhiza (redroot sage)
Lineage: Eukaryota; Viridiplantae; Streptophyta; Magnoliopsida; Lamiales; Lamiaceae
Product: cleavage and polyadenylation specificity factor subunit 3-I
Biological process (GO): mRNA 3'-end processing by stem-loop binding and cleavage
Cellular component (GO): mRNA cleavage and polyadenylation specificity factor complex
Molecular function (GO): RNA endonuclease activity; RNA binding; 5'-3' exonuclease activity
Source: RefSeq, a predicted model, not a curated record